UUUUUUUACCCCGACAUGUAGGGCUGUGUGGCUGUCAGUCUGACCACCCUCCACCUCCGCGGAUGGUACAGUCUUGGUUCAUUCAUAAAAUUCUAGCCGAGCAUAAAAGGAGGGGCUUGCAUUCAAGUCGUCCAGUUACCAGGUAUAUACCUGGAGGAAAAAACCGAGCCGCUCUGCCCAGCGGAAGGCCAGAGUCAUAUUUGUCAUUGAUCAGGACUUGUUUAUUCCCCUCGUGAUUUCUCAUAACAACCUGACGGCCUGACAUGGAUUCAGUUUCCCCCACCUGCCGGACACAGUCUCCUGUCGGGACCCUCUUCCAGAAGACGCCAGAAGAAGCGAGCUCUCCAGCUUCCUCCUUAGAGAGCAAUGCAAAGGAGCUCUGCCGAGAAAUGAGCGUUGAAGAUACUCCAUUUGUUCCAACAGUCACUGCAAUUUCCUCUACCCCAGAUUUCCAGUGGAUGGUCCAGCCUACGAUUAUUACAUCUGUCUCCCCGUCUCUGGGUAGCAAGCAAGCCAAUGAACCACAAAGCUCUCACCAGGCAACACCCAAAGUGGGCGGGAACAAGGGCAAAAAUGUUGUCAGAAAGGGGAAAACAGAGCAGCUGUCUCCGGAGGAGGAAGAGAAAAAGAGGAUAAGGAGGGAGAGGAAUAAAAUGGCUGCAGCAAAGUGUCGCAACAGACGGCGGGAACUCACUGAUACACUGCAAACUGAGACCGAUAAGCUGGAGGAGGAAAAAGCAGCCCUGGAGACGGAAAUAGCCAAUCUUCUCAAAGAGAAAGAGCGACUUGAAUUUAUCCUUGCCACACAUAAACCAGGGUGCCAAAUCUCAGAUGAGUUGGAGUCUAUUUUCCAGGAGCCCACGGGGUCCCCAGGGCUACCGCCCAGCCCGGACGAGGACAGACUUCCAGAGGAUGGCACACAGGAAGCUCCUUCGCUCCAGGACAUGGACAUCCCCAGUGAUCCGUCAACAGCCAUCUCUGGGAACUCCAAUAUCUUGCUGUGUGCCAGUGCUGAAAUCAACAUCUGCGAUCUUGAGUCUUCUCUGGACAUUAAAGAGGAGCUUCUGGAAAAUAUGUUGCCCAGUUUGGAGGAGAAAACCCCCAUGGAGACAGCUCGAUCCGUGCCUGACAUAGAUCUGAGCAGUUCUCUUGGGGUCUCGGACUGGGAGACCCUGUACAAGUCUGUUUCCAGCGACCUGGAGCCUCUCAGCACUCCUGUGGUGACCUCCACCCCCACCUGUAGCAGUUACCUGUCUGUGUUCACAUUUGCGUGUCCCGAGCUAGACUCUCUCACAGAGGGACUAGACAGUCAUAAAGGUGGAGGGGGCAUAACAGAAUCUGUUGAUCUCCUCAACUCUCCAACUCUCCUAGCCUUAUAAUGUACAGAGGGAAGUGAUCUGUGUGAUCUCUCUGGUUUUUCUGUUUGCAGGUUUCUGAUUUUGGAAUGACAUGAACUACAUAUGCUUGUAACACUUCAAGGAAUACCUUCAUGAAAUGUCUUAUGUGUGUGACUAAGCAAACAUAUUAACUUUCUCCAGAUACAUAGCCAACAGAGUGAUGUAGCGAAAAGCAUGGCUUUUACAGGAGGGACUGAAGUAAGUUUUGAUUUUUAAAACGCAUGCUGAGAAAUUCCAAAUAAUUUUCAGAGCUUCUAUAUAUCUGAUCUGUUACUAGAUCUAAGAUGUAAUGUGGAAUUUAAUGUAUCAGUAUGGUUUUGUGUUUUGGUGUCAAUAGUGUAUUGAUUGAUGUAAAUGUUGUAUUUACAUAUUCAUCCGCGUUAAGUACCUACAUACCUCAAUGUCAUCAACUGUGGUUUGACCUCAUUGAAAGUUUUCCAUGAAAACAUCCAGUGCUAUAUACUAUAUAUCUUAUCAAGAUGUACCUUAUGAUUUAUUUUUUUACCUUUCAGAUUUUGAUUUAUUUGUUAAAUUUAAAA
This is a messenger RNA of Etheostoma spectabile (orangethroat darter), 1936 nucleotides long. RefSeq names its product v-fos FBJ murine osteosarcoma viral oncogene homolog Aa (gene fosaa). The record is from RefSeq and is a predicted model, not a curated record. Gene Ontology annotation, molecular function: RNA polymerase II cis-regulatory region sequence-specific DNA binding; DNA-binding transcription factor activity, RNA polymerase II-specific. Gene Ontology annotation, cellular component: nucleus. The transcript has 4 exons. Gene Ontology annotation, biological process: regulation of transcription by RNA polymerase II. The coding region runs from base 264 to 1379 and encodes 371 amino acids. NCBI's taxonomy places the organism in Eukaryota, Metazoa, Chordata, Actinopteri, Perciformes, Percidae.